GGCAUUGUGAUUUAUAUUGCGGUACUCCAUAGGCUACUACUUCUGAUACCUGUAAAUCUGCCCUUAAAGAUCACUGAAAAUAAAAAAUAUCUACUUUCGUUUCCCCCAGUGGUAUUUGACAGUUCCCCUCAAUUCUCUGACGUUUACCCCGCCCCAUCAAUCCUGGGUUGUUUACAAUACUGCCACAGGCCAGGAAUGGUAAGGGGCUGACGGACUCUUUUGGAACAUACCUCGUCAACUAGCUACUUUUACGAUAGAGGUCGUCUCUGAAAAGUAUUAGCGCACAGGGAAAGGUGCCACGCAAGAGCGGCCCGGCAACUCGACUGCAGCACGACCUUGGAUUGGAAAAGUAAGCACAAUCGCCACCCGAAAAUAACAGUAGCGAGGCUCCCACUUCCUGGGGUGUGAGGGACUGAUCUCCUGUCACCAUGGACAUGGACACCCAGCCACAAGGCCAGCAGGCAGCAGUACCCGUGUUCCAGCAACAGAAGCCGCUUCAGCCGGACAUGGGCCACAACUCUCUGGCUAACUUCCAGAUUGAGAAGAAGAUUGGGCGGGGCCAGUUCAGUGAGGUGUACCGGGCCAGGUACCUGAUGGACAACACCUCCAUGGCCCUCAAGAAGGUUCAGAUAUUCGACUUGAUGGAUGCCAAAGCUCGGCAAGAUUGCAUCAAAGAAAUAGAUCUCCUAAAGCAACUGAACCACCCAAACGUGAUCAAGUACCAUGCAUCAUUUAUUGAGGAGAAUGAGCUGAACAUUGUGUUGGAGCUGGCCGAUGCUGGUGACCUCUCCCGGAUGAUCAAGCACUUCAAGAAGCAGCGGAGGUUAAUUCCAGAGAGGACAGUGUGGAAGUACUUUGUCCAGCUGUGCAGUGCGCUGGAACACAUGCACUCCCGACGGGUCAUGCACAGAGAUAUAAAGCCAGCUAAUGUGUUCAUAACAGCCACAGGAGUGGUGAAGCUGGGAGAUCUGGGACUAGGACGAUUCUUCAGCUCUAAAACCACCGCUGCCCAUUCUUUAGUGGGGACCCCGUACUACAUGUCUCCAGAGAGAAUACAUGAAAACGGAUACAACUUCAAAUCUGACAUCUGGUCUCUAGGCUGCCUGCUCUACGAGAUGGCAGCUCUCCAGAGCCCGUUCUAUGGCGAUAAGAUGAACCUGUACUCUCUGUGUAAGAAGAUAGAGCAGUGUGACUACCCUCCGCUCCCUUCCGACCACUACUCUGAAGAGCUGAGGAAGGUGGUAGAUAUGUGUAUUAACCCCGACCCAGAGAAGAGGCCGGACAUCAUGUAUGUGUAUGACGUCGCCAAACACAUGCACGGCCAGACGCAGCAGGGCAGCUAAGUCUACACCUGAGGAUACAAUACAACCCGCAUCUCUUCCUCUCUUCCCUCCUCCUUUCAUCCCUCGCUUCCACAUAAGGACAGGCAGACACCAAUCUCGUCUUUCACACAAUCAUGUAUUGAGAAGUUCUGCAAAAAAAAAAGUUAUGUAAUGUAGGUGUUUUGUUUAAGAGAAGGGGGUUAUUUACAGUGCAUUCGUAAAGUAUUCAGACCCCUUCACUUUUUCCACAUUUUGCUACUUUACAGCCUUAUCCUAAAAUGGAUUAAAUGUUUUUUCCCCUCAUCAAUCUACACACAAUACCCCAUAAUGACAUACAGUUGAAGUCGGAAGUUUACAUACACCUUAUCCAAGUACAUUUAAACUCAGUUUUUCACAAUUCCUGACAUUUAAUCAGAGUAAAAAUUCUCUUGCUCCGUUCAUCUUUCCCUCGAUCUCCCAGUCCCUCCCUCUGAACAACAUCCCACAGCAUGAUGUUGCCACCACCGUGCUUCACCAUAGGGAUGGUAUUGGCCAGGUGAUGAGCGGUGCCUGGUUUCCUCAACAUUUGGCAUUCAGGCCAAAGAGUUCAAUCUUGGUUUCAUCAGACCAGAGAAUCUUGUUUCUUAUGGUCCGAGUCCUUUAGGUGUCCUUUGUCAAACUCCAAGUGGGCUGUCAUGCACCUUUUACUGGGGAGUGGAUUCGAUCUGGCCUCUCUACCAUGAAGGCCUGAUUGGUGGAGUGCUGUAGAGAAGGUACUCCCAUUUCCACAGAGUGAACUUCGGGUUCUUGGUCAUCUCCCUGACCAAGGCCCUUCUAUCCCGAUUGGGUGGCCAGCUCUAGGUAGAGUCUUGGUGGUUCCAAGAUUCUUCCAUUUGAGAAUGAUGGAGGCCACUUUGUUCUUGGGGACCUUUAAUGCUGCAGAAAUGUGUUGGUACCCUUCCCCAGAUCUGUGCCUCGACACAAUCCUGUCUCGGUGCUCUACCGAUAACUCUUUCUACCUCCUGGCUAGGUUUUUGCUCUGACAUGCACUGUCAACUGUGGGACCUUAUAUAGACAAGUGUGUGCAUUUCCAAAUCAUGUCCAAUCAAUUUAAUUUACCACAGGUAGAGUCCAAUCAAGUUGUAGGAACAAAUCAAGGAUGAUCAAUGGAAACAGGAUGCACCUGAGCUCAAUUUCGAGUCUCAUAGUAAAGGGUAUGAAUACUUAUGUAAAGGUAUUUCUGUUUUUUAUUUUGUCUAAAAACCUGGUUUUGCUUUGUCAUUAUGGGUUAUUGUGUGUAGAUUGGGGAAGGAAAAAAAUUGUAUACAUUUUAUAAUAAAAUAAAAAAGUGUCACAUUUGACUAAUACAACAGGGGAAACGCUUAGUUUACAACAGGGGAAACGCUUAGUUUACAACAGGGGGGAAACGCUUAGUUUACAACAGGGGGAAACGCUUAGUUUACAACAGG
Molecule: messenger RNA, 2770 nt
Organism: Oncorhynchus nerka (sockeye salmon)
Lineage: Eukaryota; Metazoa; Chordata; Actinopteri; Salmoniformes; Salmonidae
Gene: nek7
Product: NIMA-related kinase 7
Exons: 10
Coding region: 429-1343 (304 amino acids)
Biological process (GO): peptidyl-serine phosphorylation
Cellular component (GO): nucleus
Molecular function (GO): ATP binding; protein serine/threonine kinase activity
Source: RefSeq, a predicted model, not a curated record